AUGGACGAUAAGCGCGUUUUUCUCGCUCUCGGUCUGCUCGUGGUGGCGGCUUCCGCCAGGCCGUCAUAUGACUUGGACACAGCAGCCCAGGAACCCCAACCCGCCGAAGAAGCGGCUCCCCCUAUGCCAUACGCCUUCGAGUACUCGGCCUCCGAUCCCGAAGGUUCUCAUUCGCAUUCCUCAAGCUCUGAUGGGAAAACGGUCACCGGACAGUACUCCAUCAUGCUCGCUGAUGGUCGCAUGAGAACCGUGAAGUACACCGCCGAUGAAAACGGAUACCGCGCCGAGAUCAUCACGAAUGAGCUCGGGACCGAGUCCAAGAACCCCGCUGACGUCACGAUUCAGUCGUCGGCCCCCACAGGCGCAGAGGCUGCUUUGCUCGGCCCGUCGUCCCCGGGUGCCGCGCCCGCUGUCGCAUCGGCUGCCCUCCAGGCCGCACCCGAAGCUUCACCGAUUCCUGUGACCGAUGCGGUUCCUGCGGAAUCGCCGAAACCAACGGAGCAAGCCAGCGAAGCUUCGUAUCUGAACAAACAAUACGGACCUUUUCUCACAUCGGCAAAUAUGCGUUCUUCGCUCCCGCUGCUCGCGAUUGCUGCCCUUGUCGCGAUUUGCGCUGGCCAAGAAGAGAACUACCCUCCUCAACCCUUUGAGUUCUCUUACUCGGCCGAGGACUCCGAGGGAUCGCAUUCGCACUCCCAGCAAGGCGACGGAACGGGCAAGGUCACCGGAGAAUACACUAUCACAUUGGCCGAUGGCCGCUCCAGAACCGUGAAGUACACCGCCGAUGAGAACGGAUACCGCGCCGAAAUCAUCACCAACGAGCUCGGCACCGAGUCCAAGAAUCCAGCCGAUGUAACAAUUCAAUCGACUGCACCGACGGGAGCCGAAGCGGCCCUACAAGGUCCGCCUCAGGGAAGCGCUUCGCAGAAUACCCCCGUAUACCUACCGUACGCUUACGCUCGUUAUUAGUAAGACCGAAAUUCUAUUCCAAAGCCUUUCCACCUGUCAUAUCUGUAUACUGCUUCUGUGAUCUAGUCCUCACGAAAAACUCAUCCUGUAUACUUGAAUAAAGUCUACAUUCUAGUACGUCAUGUG
Molecule: messenger RNA, 1095 nt
Organism: Galendromus occidentalis (western predatory mite)
Lineage: Eukaryota; Metazoa; Arthropoda; Arachnida; Mesostigmata; Phytoseiidae
Exons: 4
Coding region: 1-969 (322 amino acids)
Cellular component (GO): extracellular matrix
Source: RefSeq, a predicted model, not a curated record